Jaminaea rosea is the source of this 1012-nucleotide messenger RNA. RefSeq lists its product as hypothetical. The record is from RefSeq and is a predicted model, not a curated record. Lineage: Eukaryota; Fungi; Basidiomycota; Exobasidiomycetes; Microstromatales. Bases 190 to 798 code for a protein of 202 amino acids. The transcript has 2 exons.
ACCAAAAUCCUCUCAAGGAUGCGAGUCAUGGCGACUGUAAUCGCCCGUACGCAAGCAAGGCAAGCAAGCAAGCACGCACGCACGCACGACGCUUGGGCUCAAAUGCAGCGCAAUUCGAAGCUUUCGUGGGUCGCGGCGACUCAAGCAAGACUGAAGAAGCAGACGAGGCAACGCGAGAGCUGAUUGGAUAUGGGACGAGCGUCGAGGGCGGCGACCGUGAUGAGUCGUGUAGCCGCGUCAGCCUCCCUUUCUCUUCUCGGCCAGUGGGCAGCGCCAGACAGUGGAGGCGGAGUGAACAAAGCUAUCGGCAGUGAGGGCGACGCAGGUGCAAGCAUGCAGACCGCUGCGCGCACCACCACAGGUUGCUCUGCCUCGUCGUCUCGUAGUGCUUCUUCCUCAUCUUUCAAACCUCACCGCCGCGCUCGACACCGCCCCAGAAAUCGCCCCCUUUGCCGUGGUAAGCCGAAUUCCGCUCGAUGCCACCACCCGCUGCCGCCGCCGCCAUUAUCAUCGCCCGCCCUUUGUCAUCGCCGCCACUUGCCGUUGCGUGGCUUCGUUGGCGCUGGGUUUGCUGUCAUCGUACGCCAAAGCCGCAAUGCUUCGACGGCGAUAUCACCAAUCUCGCCGAUGUCAAUGGCCUUGAGAACAGCAUCGAGGCUCAGUGACUACGACUCGCUCAGAAGGGAAGGAUGGAGGAAUGGUAAGGAGCGGGGCAUAGCUGCUCGAGGCAUGGGGGGCAUUCUCUGCAACGACGCCGCCUGCGUACGUGCGCAUGAGCAUAUAGCGAGUGAGCGAUGAGCGCGCGUGGCUUACUGUGAAGACUCGUUGAUUCCCUGGAAGGUUUAAGGUUCCGCUUCGUAUUGCCGUGUGACAGUUGGUGUCUAAUCGAAGGAGCCAAGGCUUGCGUCGCGAGCGCCUUUCUGCAAUCAUCGGCCGACAACGCUUUAAAUUGGGCUGCGCCAACAGGCACGAACGGAGAGCUCCGAGCAGCACAGCUCCGAAGGGUGGGCGG